AAACAAGAAAUCAGGAAAGGAAAUUCCGAGUGGUGGAAUAAUCAUCAAGUAAACACAUACUGAACAAACUAGAUAUCUACAUUGUAGGCUACGCCAUGAGUUUCUCUAAUCGCGGAAAUGAUGGAUUUUCUGUAACAACUGAGAGAGAUGGGUCAAGAUCUUUCCGAGGUGACCAUGACCAGAGAUGGGACAACAACAACUCACAACGAGGGUAUCGAGGUGGCAGCAAUUAUCGUGGAAACAGAGGAAACCGUGGGAAUAGACGUGGUGGAUCGGGAUUCCGACAUUUCAAUGCUACCUCCUCAAAGUUCAGAUACAAUCGUCAUGAAGCCGAUGGUGAUGGGGACGUUUCCAUGUCUGGCGAUUCCAGGGGAGGAAGGAGUCGUGGCAGAUAUAACUCGUACAACAGUCGGUCAAGAAGCAACAACAGGCGAGGGGGCUCCAGCUACCGUGGUGGUCAGGCAGGAGGGAGUGGAACAGUCAAAAGAAACAAUGAGCAAUGGCACAAGGUCAUGGUCCCUUUUGGGGCCAACAUGUCGAAAGAGGAGUUGUAUACCCUUGUAAUCCAGAAUAUCGAAGGGAAAUUUGAGCCAAUUCAGUACUCAGCAGAUGAAAAGUCAAAAAGAGUGUACUUUUUCAUCGAAGGGUCUGCUCCAGCAGAAGCAUUGCGAAGCAUCAGUCGCAGACUCAACAAACCUGAUGGACAUAAACUCAUCUUCCAUAUUCAACCGUCAGGUGCCCCUGCAGGCACCCUUGAUAGUACCAGCCUUGAAAAGUUGAAGUUGCGAAUGAGUGACCGCUAUGACCCCUCCACACAACUGCUGAACCUGAGCUCCAUGUAUGCUGACGAGGUUCUCAGCAAAGACAACAUUUUUGUCCCACUGAAUCGUGCUGCCACAAUGACUGCUGUAACAAAGAUCAUUGCUGAAUACAUUCCUGAGUUGACAGGUCUGGAUAUCAGUAACAACAAGUUGCUUUCUCUUGGUCACAUGGGUGAUCUGGUGAAGGCUGCCCCAGCCCUGACCUCGCUGAAUCUUGGCAAAAAUCAGAUUAGGUCAAUUGAUGAGUUAGAAAAACUGAAGGGAUGGUCAAAUAUCACAGAGUUAAUGAUUGAUGGCAACGACCUUUGCAACAACUAUAGCAAUCAGAACGUCUAUGUGAGCGCUGUUCGCAAGAUAUUUCCCAAAGUUAUGACUCUGGAUGGGAAUGUUCUACCUCCCCCAAUCACAUUUGACCUGGAAACAGAUCUCAAAUUGCCUCCGUCACUGGGUAGCUACUUUGUUAAUGAUGAAAUCAAGAAAACUCUGGUGACCUUCAUCAAAGAAUAUUACACCAUUUAUGACUCAGACAAGAGAAGGGACUUGAUUCCAGCAUAUCACGAAAAUGCCCAGUUGUCUAUAUGUACCUCCAAGAAUCCUUUGAUGGAGAGGCAAGUUGGCUUCAACUUUUAUCUUGAUGACAGCAGGAAUCUAAAGAGGAUAGGGCACUUGGAUUCAGAGAAACUUGUGAAAAAGACCAAGAUUGGAGUCCUGGGUAUUGCUUCCUUGCUGGAGUCACUGCCAAAGACUACCCACGAUAUUCUCUCUUUUAAAGUGGAUCUUACUUUGGCCUUGCCAUCAAUGUUGUGCUUCGUUUUGCAAGGACUGUUCAAAGAAAAUGAAUCACGUGGAGACAAAGCGAUUGUCAGGGCCUUCAGCAGAUCUUUCAUCACUGUGCCUUGCGGUGAAGGGAUGGUGAUCACGAAUGACAUGCUGAUGAUCUCCAACGCCACUAUGGAACAGACAAGAAAUGCCUUCAAAGAUGCCCAAAAGCCGUCCUCAAACGUGUCUUCCAGCAGCCAGUCACAAGUUUCCUCCCCUGUAGCAGCCAAUGUGGCAGGCACGUCGGCGACUGCUGCCACCACCUACAGCCCUGAGCAACUGAAGAUGGUGGAAAGCUUCAGCGCCCAGUCUGGGAUGAAUUCACACUUUUCUCUUCAGUGUUUACAGGAGAAUGGCUGGGACUACCAACGUGCAGGGACAAUAUUCUCACAACUACAGACAGAGGGCAAGAUUCCUCCAGAAGCAUUUGUCAAGUAAUGCUGAGAGCUACAGCGUUUCCAUGACUGGUCCAUGUUGAUGCAAAAUACAUUAUAUUGCUUAGAUUACCAAUGUUAAAAUGUCAUAUAUUGUUGAAUCCAUGAUGGUUUUAUUCUGUUCUGUUGUAAGAACUCCCUUCUCCUCUUCUUGAUGAAGGAUGCUGUUGGUUGAAUUUGAAAUGUUUUUUGGCAGACAGUUUAUGAUGUGCAUGUUUAUGUCUCGUAUUCAUGAUGAUUGUGUGACGGCGAAAGUUCUGUUUUCAUUUCAUUUUUGCAAAACACAUUGAACUCUUUAUUGUCAUUUCUGUCAGCUGGCCCGAGGAUUUUUACGUACCGAUUUGGAAAAAAAAAUUGUUAAUGCUUAAGAUUUUUAUUCACUGGAAAUGUUUGUGUUGCUUAUCUUUUAUAAACUGACCUUAUGACCUAAUGUAGUUCUUUACAAUAGUAUUUGGAAAUCUUUUAAAUCAAAAAUAAAUCACAGUACCCUUUACUUUCAAAUGCAGCUCCACAAAUUCAACAAUUUUCAUGGGAUAUUUUUUUCUGUAUUUAGAGUGCUGCAAGGACACCAGAGAAUCUAAAUGUGUCUAUUCAAUUGUGCUCCAUGUGGAAUGGACUAUGUCCAUCAAAUUUGAAUUUUAGAUUUGAAAAUGUCACCCAAGAGUUUUUGACUUAAAAAGAGAAUUUUAUUUCUUGUAUGAUUCAAAAUUCAUUUCUAUUUUUCUGUUGAUGAUGAUUUCUACCAAUAAUGAGGGAAAUCAAAUUUCAGAAUUCUUGAUUUGUAAAAACAUCUUGAUUGUUCAGAAAUACAUCUCUCCAUUUCUCUGCAGAUUAUGUAAAUAAGAUGUUUGUUUCAUUCAGUGAGGUGUUAUCCUGAAACACAAGGAAACGUAGUGUGUAACCUCUCCUUAUGACAUGUGUGUAAACGGUCAUCACUAUGAAAGCAGUCCUAUAUUCAUUUUGAAGCAAUAAGCUUUGCCGUAUUUUGAUCUGUGGAGAUAAUACUUUACUCACAUCAUCACAAUGUUUGCAAUAUUUUUUUUGCGACUUCUGAAUCUCCUCAUGGCACCCCCGAGGUGUUGAAUUUCAGAACAGUUCCAUUCCCAUUAAUUAAAAUUAGUAGAACUCUGUAGCACAAAAAGUUUCCCGACUUGUGAUUCUUGUUUAACUGUUAGUGCUGACCUGAACACCAUCCGUGGGGCAUUUUCUCGUUACAGAAUGGAGUACGAGAAGAACAAGCUAAGCUGCAAAAUUUUUUUACUUUAUGAUCCCUACACGUUCAGUAACAGUUGCAAUGAUCCUGAAUGUGUCCUUCCACCUAAAAAGUCAUCUUGAUACCGUCUUUGAAACUUGUGCAUAUUUUGUUUUUAAUUAAAAAUCAAUAAGUAAGAUCAGUGAAUAAAGCUUCAGCCCAGUAAACCUCUGACUCUAAAUUUAGAGUACAACCCACCUGUCUCCUCCUCCCCCCCGUAAUUUUCAUGGUGCUAUACACUUUCUGUCAGGUUCCAGAAGUAGCUUUAUUUGAUUGCACAGUUUGUGAUACGGUCAAAGCAAGUGGAGGAGAAGGAGCAGAAUUUGAUUUCAGUCGUUUGAAAGUUGAACAGUAGCAGGAGGAAAUAAUAUGAAGCUUUAUUUGUUAUAAUGUAAUAUACCUGUCCAAAUUUCAAGUUCAAUGCAUUAUGAAUACUUCAAAUUGAUUUGUAAGUAUGUGUUGGAAGCAUUGCCGAUGUUCUUAUUAAUCGUUUACAUUUUCCACUUUGUUUUUGUUCAAUUGAGCGAAAAUAAAACUUGAAUGAAUUAA
Molecule: messenger RNA, 3875 nt
Organism: Aplysia californica (California sea hare)
Lineage: Eukaryota; Metazoa; Mollusca; Gastropoda; Aplysiida; Aplysiidae
Product: nuclear RNA export factor 1
Exons: 18
Coding region: 96-2078 (660 amino acids)
Biological process (GO): poly(A)+ mRNA export from nucleus
Cellular component (GO): cytoplasm; nucleus
Molecular function (GO): RNA binding; protein binding
Source: RefSeq, a predicted model, not a curated record